Messenger RNA from Encephalitozoon cuniculi GB-M1, 327 nucleotides. RefSeq lists its product as uncharacterized. The coding region runs from base 1 to 327 and encodes 108 amino acids. The record is from RefSeq and is marked provisional. The transcript has a single exon. NCBI's taxonomy places the organism in Eukaryota, Fungi, Microsporidia, Unikaryonidae.
AUGGAGUCCUUGGCUCUUUGGGAUGGAAGAUGCAUCGACGGACUCAAGAAGAUACCAAAGACGACACUGAUAGUUGACGGAUAUGGCACAAUAACUGAGGAGGAAAAAAGAAAGAUACAGGGAAUGAAAAUGAACAUAGACUUCGAGGAGAGGACAACCCACUACUCUCUUGUAAUUCUGUGCAACACAACCCUAAGAUUUAAUCUGGCGAAUCCAUUAACUCUGGCAGAAUGCGAGAUCUGGUUUACAAGGAAAGCCUUCUCCUCAAGAGUAUUUAUGGAUGCUCUUAUCCACUAUUCGGAAUGCGAAAUAAAAAACGGGGUAUAG